AACAUUGUGGUUAAGUAGAACGAUGAGUAUAAUCGGCAGUGAAAUGCAAAUCCUGUUUUACUCAACAAACAAUUUAGACCCAAAUGGCUAAUUUUUCAGUUUUGUAUUUAGUCAUCAAGGUACUCCUGUAAUGAUUGAUUACAUUCUGGAGGCGUUUCAUAAGUAGCCAACAGCAAAUUAAUUUAUAUGAUGCAGUUCAUGUGGAAAAACCAAUUCGAGUUUUUUUUUAUCCAUGUCUCAUAUAUUCUGUGUUUCAUUGUCAAUACGUGAAUCACUGCUUCAGAUAAAUUGCAUUUAUCGCGAUGUCGUACAUUAUGGAAAACAUACACACUCAGUGUUCGGGGAAAUUAAAAAUAAUCUGUCCUAAACCGUUAAAAUAAAAUAUUUCUGGAGAAAUCUGCAAGUUUACUACAAUGUGUGGAUGCCCUCUGCUGGUCAUAUAAUCCGAUAUAGGAAAACAACAGGGAGGCGCCAGUUGAUUAAAUGUGGACGUGAAUCUAGGUGCUCACACAUCAAAACAAAACAUUUAUGUCUUGAAAUAAAAUACCAACCUGCUUGUGUCCAAUCUCCUAAAAUACUCGUUAUAUCGAGCCUCAAGAUGUUUGUUGCCCGGAGCAUAGCAGCGGAUCACAAAGAUCUAAUUCAUGAUGUUUCGUACGAUUUCCACGGCAGGAGAAUGGCGACUUGUUCUAGUGACCAAAGUGUAAAGGUUUGGGAUAAAAGUGAGAGCGGAGAGUGGCAUUGCACAGCCAGCUGGAAGACUCACAGCGGCUCCGUGUGGCGGGUGACCUGGGCCCACCCGGAGUUCGGGCAGGUGCUGGCCUCCUGCUCCUUCGACCGCACCGCUGCCGUCUGGGAGGAGAUCGUGGGGGAGUCCAACAACAAGCAGCGUGGACAGAGCCACUGGAUCAAGCGCACAACGCUGGUGGACAGCCGGACGUCGGUGACGGAUGUGAAGUUUGCUCCCAAGCACAUGGGCCUGAUGCUGACCACGUGCUCGGCCGACGGGGUGGUACGCAUCUACGAAGCGCCGGACGUGAUGAACCUGAGCCAGUGGUCCCUGCAGCAUGAGAUCUCCUGCAAGCUGAGCUGCAGCUGCAUCUCCUGGAACCCCUCCAGCUCCCGAGCCCACCCCCCAAUGAUCGCCGUUGGCAGCGAUGACAGCAAUGUGACAUACGGUGGAAAAGUUCAAAUCUACGAGUACAACGAGAACACAAGGAAGUACGCCAAGGCGGAGACGCUGAUGACGGUCACGGAUCCUGUGCACGACAUCGCCUUCGCUCCGAAUCUCGGGCGGUCCUUCCACGUGCUGGCCAUUGCAACCAAAGAUGUCCGCAUCUUCAAACUGCUGCCCCUACGGAGGGAGACCAGCUCCACCGGACCCACCAAGUUCGAGGUGCAGCUUGUGGCCCAGUUCGACAACCACAACUCACAGGUGUGGCGUGUGAGCUGGAACAUCACCAGCACCCUUCUGGCGUCUUCCGGGGACGACGGCUGCGUGCGGCUCUGGAAAGCAAACUACAUGGACAAUUGGAAGUGCACGGGGAUCCUGAAGGGAGAUGGCAGCCCGGUCAAUGGGUCGUCAGGGCAACCCGGGAUCCUGAACGCCUCGGCCGGGUCAGCGGCCCAGGGCUCUCAGAACGCCCUGAACGGAGCGUCGGCGGGAAGGAUUUGAGGACCCUCGCAAGCAUCACUUGAGAACAAUUCCUGAAUGCUUCAGCUGGUGAAGGCUCUUGUUAUGAGUGCAUGCUCAAUUCUACAGCCUUGAUAACACUAGUUUCGGCCUGAGUUGUUCCAGAUAAAGAAUUGUACUGGUGUGGAAGCACAUUACCCAAUUGGCUGCUCCAGAAUGAAGAAAAGUUCUCCAUCCCCCACAAAAAUAGGAUUUUUAAAUGUAGUGAUACACCAAUGCUCCGUACUAAUAUUUUGACCAACAUGAAUUAUGGAUGUUGUGUAAUGCUCAGAAAAGCAGGGCUAAUGUGCUUUGUUCUUGAUGAGUUUUUCUGAAUGCUAAAGAAUUGCAACAUUGCUUCAAACUGCCACUAAAUAUUGUCACAUUUAACCAUCAACUGUGCAUGGAACUGCAGUAACCUUUUCAAAUGGACAAUCAUAACUCAAAUUGCAAAAAUAAUCUUUUUAACAUGAGUAUGUAUGGAAUACUCAGAACACGUAGGAUGUAUUUUGGAAGGAAUCACCGUAUAGAUAUUCUGUUGUCAUGGUGCAUUUGUGACUGCAUGAUUUUUUGUGAUAAAGAUGUAUAUUUGUAUUUGCCUUGCGUUUGAUGUGCACAAACACACUGAUUUUUUUGUUUUGCUGAUUGUGGCACGCUCACAGGACUGGAAAGAGAACUCCCUUUUCCACUCCCCAACGGCGAAUGACCUAUCCAAAGGCUCACCAUCAGCCUGCAUACUACUAAACUCAGACACCCUCUGUUUGUCUCCAAGGUUUUGCUUUUGACAUGGUCACAUGGUCUGCAGACCGUUAUGGAUAUGUUCCAUCACAUGAUGGGUGACACACAUGCGGCUGACAAGAGUUGUUGUUUCAGUAACCCAAGAUGGUGUUGUUUACAUUUAAACUACUAAAACACUUUCACGCUCUGGCUCACUUUUUUCAGUUUUCCAUAUUCCCGUCAGUUGACACGUGUCUAGUAGAAUGUUUGUGAAAUUUAUGCUCUUUCUGUUAUACUAAAAGCACGUGCUGCAUUCUUACAGACUGUCCAUCAUGGAAAUUUGGACUGUUUGGGGAAUAGAUUUUUUUUUUUUUUUUUGAGAGUGAGGGGAAGAAUCUUGGGCUGGGGUGCGCAACAAGGGCCAAUCCGUUUCAGGAUUUUUUGCCAACUUCUGGUCUUAAUUAUUUAAUUGACUCAAUCAUAUCUUAUCUGACGUGUAUGAAUACCAGCUGCAGAUGUGUUUUACUGUGCUUGAACCAGGGUAAUUUAUUGAGCUCUCAGCAGAUUAAAAACAAGGUGAUUGGUUGGAACUAAAACCAGGAAGCAGAGUUGUGCACCCCGGCUCUUGGGUAACAAAUAAUUGGUGGUUUCGAGUCUCUUAAAGUUUUGUAGAUUCCAAAUUAAUUUAUAUUUUUACAAUAAAGUUUUUUCCCCUCCCAUUAAAA
This is a messenger RNA of Conger conger (European conger), 3114 nucleotides long. Its product is annotated as nucleoporin SEH1-like. Gene Ontology annotation, biological process: positive regulation of TORC1 signaling; cellular response to amino acid starvation. Gene Ontology annotation, cellular component: nuclear pore outer ring; Seh1-associated complex. The record is from RefSeq and is a predicted model, not a curated record. Gene Ontology annotation, molecular function: structural molecule activity; protein binding. The transcript is spliced from 9 exons. NCBI's taxonomy places the organism in Eukaryota, Metazoa, Chordata, Actinopteri, Anguilliformes, Congridae. Bases 422 to 1675 code for a protein of 417 amino acids.